GUGGCGCUUAUACGAAAGCAAAAGAAUCAAAAAAAAGAAACGAAAGAAAACAUAUCAAAGUAAAAAAACUAUGGAGACUAUAUGCUGUCUACAGCAAUCUACAGUCUUCAUAAAGAAAAACAUAACCACUUUAUAUUGUUGGCGUUUAUAAAACGAAUUCAUUUUUGUGUUACGAACUACUCUAAUUAAUUAUUAAACGUGAAAUAAUUUAUAAAACAUGGAACCGAACGAAAUCGAAAAACUUGAGUAUCUUUCUUUAGUUUCCAAAAUUUGUACUGAAUUAGAGAAUCAUUUAGGACUCAAUGAUAAGGAUUUAGCUGAGUUUAUUAUUCAUUUGGCAACAAAAAAUCCGACAUCUGAAGGAUUCAAACAAGCAUUGCAAGAAAAUGGUGGAGAACUUUCGGAUUCGUUUAUGGAUAAUUUACUUCGAAUAAUUCAGCACAUGAAACCUGCUAAAUCAUCAAAAAUUAAAGAUGCGGAUAAAAAUUCAAAACAGAAUGAAGCUGCGAAAAAAUAUCCAGUGUUGGUUUUAGCAAACCAUGCACCAGUACCUCUUUCAGAUGAUGAUGAGGUAAAUGAAGCAAUGGCGACACUUGAAGCUUCCGCACCCUCGUCGUUACAAAAAACUAAUGAUGAGAAUCAUAAAAAUCCAAAGAAAGUGGAAAAAAAAGAAAAACACCGAAGGCGCUCACGAUCUAGAUCUAGAUCAAGGGAACGACGACAUCGUUCAAGAAGUCCACAGAAAAGAAGAUCUCGUUCCAGAGAUCGGUCUAAAUCAAGACAUCGUGAUCGAUCGAGGUCAAGGAAUCGUAACAGUAAACGAAGAAGAUCAAGAAGUCAUCACAGAUCAUCUUCAAGGGAUCGAAAACAUCGAAGAAGAUCAAGAGAUAAAUCUAACCGUGACCAUAGAAAAAAUAAAAUGAGCCGUUCAAGAUCUCGUUCGUCAGAAGAGGUUCCUUUAGAUCCUGAAGUUGGAAAAAUUUAUUCAGGCAAAGUCGCUAAUAUUGUUCCGUUCGGAUGUUUCGUACAGUUAGAAGGAUUAAGACGAAGAUGGGAAGGUCUAGUACAUAUUUCACAAUUACGUCGCGAAGGUCGUGUUGUUAAUGCCAGCGAUGUUGUAUCUCGUGGUCAGAAAGUUUUAGUGAAAGUAUUAAAUAUUAAUGGUCAAAAAGUUUCAUUGACUAUGAAAGACGUUGAUCAAGAAAGUGGACGGGACUUGAAUCCAAUUUUACCAUUAACAAAAUCCGAAGAAGACGAAAAACACUUGAGGAAUCCUGAUCGACCAACUUCACUUUUAGAAUUACAAGGUAAUAUUGACGACGAUGAAACACAUUCCCGUAAACGAGUUCAACGUAUUUCAUCUCCUGAACGAUGGGAAAUAAAACAAAUGCUUGCUGCUAGUUGCAUUGAUCGGAGUGAAUUACCGGAAUUCGAUAUGGAAACGGGAGUACUUCCUCGUGAGGAUGAUGAGGAAGAAGAUGUAGAAAUAGAGCUAGUUGAAGAAGAUCCACCUUUUCUUCAUGAUCACGAUAGAGCCCUCCGGGACUUAAGUCCCAUUCGGAUUGUCAAAAAUCCCGACGGUUCAUUAGCACAAGCUGCGAUGAUGCAGAGUGCUCUUGCCAAAGAACGUAGAGAGCAAAAAAUGCUGCAGCGUGAACAGGAAGUGGAUGCGGCACCUCCCGGCUUCAACAAAACUUGGAUAGAUCCUCUCCCCGACACUGAAAAUCGAACAUUGGCUUCAAAUAUGCGCGGUAUUGGAUUACAAUCACAAGAUUUACCUGAAUGGAAGAAACACGUGAUUGGUGGUAAAAAAUCUUCUUUUGGAAAAAAAACUAAUUUAACUCUUCUUGAACAACGUCAAAAUUUACCAAUUUUUAAGCUAAGAGAUGAUUUAGUAAAAGCCGUAACAGACAAUCAAAUUUUAAUUGUUAUCGGUGAAACUGGUUCAGGAAAGACAACUCAAAUUACACAAUACUUGGCAGAAGCUGGAUUUACCGCACGUGGAAAGAUAGGUUGUACUCAGCCGAGACGAGUAGCCGCAAUGUCUGUUGCUAAAAGAGUAGCGGAAGAAUUUGGAUGCCGGCUUGGUCAAGAAGUUGGUUAUACCAUUCGAUUUGAAGACUGCACAGGUCCUGAAACAAAUAUCAAAUACAUGACAGACGGUAUGCUUCUUCGUGAAUGUCUAAUGGAUCUUGAUUUAAAAACAUAUUCAGUGAUUAUGUUGGAUGAAGCUCAUGAACGUACCAUUCAUACUGAUGUCUUAUUUGGAUUGUUAAAACAAGCAGUUGAAAGACGACCAGACUUAAAACUUAUUGUUACAAGUGCAACUCUUGAUGCAGUAAAGUUCUCUCAGUACUUCAAAGAAGCUCCAAUUUUUACAAUACCUGGACGUACAUUUGAAGUAGAAAUAAUGUACACAAAAGAACCUGAAACAGAUUACUUGGAUGCUGCUUUAAUCACUGUUAUGCAAAUUCAUUUACGAGAACCACCUGGAGAUAUUUUAUUAUUUUUAACUGGUCAAGAAGAAAUUGACACGGCCUGCGAAAUUCUUUACGAGCGUAUGAAAUCAUUGGGUCCAGACGUUCCUGAACUUAUAAUUCUUCCAGUAUACUCAGCAUUACCAUCUGAAAUGCAAACUAGAAUUUUUGAACCUGCACCACCUGGAUCUCGUAAAGUUGUAAUUGCAACAAAUAUCGCUGAAACAAGUCUUACGAUUGAUGGCAUUUACUAUGUCGUUGAUCCAGGAUUUGUUAAACAAAAAGUUUAUAAUUCGAAAACUGGUAUGGACAGUCUAAUCGUAACACCGAUUAGCCAAGCUGCGGCAAAGCAGCGCGCAGGUCGCGCGGGAAGAACUGGUCCCGGAAAAUGUUAUAGGCUCUACACAGAAAGAGCUUACAGAGAUGAAAUGUUACCGACACCAGUUCCUGAAAUUCAACGAACAAAUUUAGCGACCACAGUACUGCAAUUAAAAACAAUGGGUAUUAAUGAUUUAAUAAACUUCGGAUUCAUGGAUCCUCCUCCCGCAGAAUCAUUAGUAAUGGCUCUUGAGUUAUUGCACAGUCUCAGUGCUUUAGAUAAUGAGGGUUUACUUACUAGAUUAGGAAGAAGAAUGGCUGAAUUUCCAUUGGAGCCAAAUCUCUCAAAAAUGUUAAUUAUGAGUGUCCACUUGCAAUGCUCUGAUGAAAUACUGACAAUUGUUAGUAUGUUGUCUGUGCAAAAUGUCUUUUAUCGGCCGAAAGACAAACAAGCAUUGGCUGAUCAGAAAAAAGCUAAAUUUAAUCAAGCUGAAGGAGAUCAUCUUACUCUUUUGGCAGUUUAUAAUUCUUGGAAAAACAAUAAAUUCAGUAACGCAUGGUGUUACGAGAACUUUGUUCAAAUACGGACAUUGAAACGAGCCCAAGAUGUGCGAAAACAGCUGUUAGGAAUUAUGGACAGACAUAAGCUUGAUGUCGUAUCAGCAGGAAAAAAUACUGUUAGGGUUCAAAAAGCUGUCUGCUCAGGAUUCUUCAGAAAUGCAGCAAAAAAAGAUCCUCAAGAAGGCUACCGUACUUUGGUCGAUAGCCAAGUGGUGUACAUUCAUCCUAGUAGUGCUUUAUUUAAUCGACAACCUGAGUGGGUAAUUUACCACGAGUUGGUCCAAACAACUAAAGAAUAUAUGAGAGAAGUCACGACCAUUGAUCCAAAAUGGCUCGUUGAAUUCGCUCCAGCUUUCUUCAAAUUUAGUGAUCCCACUAAGCUUAGUAAAUUCAAGAAAAAUCAACGUCUUGAACCGCUUUAUAACAAAUAUGAAGAACCCAACGCUUGGAGAAUUUCACGAGUACGUCGUCGACGUAAUUAAAUUUAUUUUAUGAAUAUAUAUAUAUUGAUAUGUAUAUUAGCUUUUUUAUGACAUGAUUUAAAUCAUUAUGUGAUAAUUACUUUUAGAAUAAUCUAUUAGUAAAUAAAAUAUUGUUAUUAGCAUUUCAUUGUAAAUAUUUAUAAAAUAUAUUUAUUAUAGAAAAAUAAAUAAACUAAGUACGUUUUAAUAAU
This is a messenger RNA of Microplitis demolitor, 4029 nucleotides long. RefSeq names its product ATP-dependent RNA helicase DHX8 (gene pea). The coding region runs from base 218 to 3838 and encodes 1206 amino acids. Gene Ontology annotation, biological process: spliceosomal complex disassembly; mRNA splicing, via spliceosome. Gene Ontology annotation, molecular function: RNA binding; RNA helicase activity; ATP binding. The transcript has 3 exons. Lineage: Eukaryota; Metazoa; Arthropoda; Insecta; Hymenoptera; Braconidae. The record is from RefSeq and is a predicted model, not a curated record. Gene Ontology annotation, cellular component: catalytic step 2 spliceosome; intracellular anatomical structure.